UGAAUGACAGGAACGAAGCCGGCGGAGCGUGUGCCGUUUUUUCCCACUCUCUCCAGAUCUGACAGUUAUGAACAAGAGCGAGAAGGAGAAGACAACUGUAAAUAAAGCCGAGAGACACACAGCCUGAAGGAAAGUGAUUACCACGACUCUGCUCCACUCCGGAGUUACUUUAAAUCCAGUCAGUUUGGACGCUUCACAGAAGGAAUGCUUUACUGAACAGCUGUGGAGGACGGGCGGUAUGGAUGCUGGUUUGUCUUCUCUGCGCUCGGACGCCGUGGGAGCCAUGAGGACGGCGCUGGUGUCUGCUGAGAGCUUACAGCUCAGUCUGAGGACCGGACUCAGUCAGGAGGAACAGGCCCUCACACAAAACAAACACAGCCCCAAGGAGAUACACAAAAGCGGGAAUGAAGACCUUAAGGAGAUGUUGGAGAGCAACAAGGAGUCGCUCAAACUGGAGGCCAUGAAAAGGGUCGUAGGGCUGAUUGCCAAAGGGAAAAACGCCUCCGAGCUGUUUCCUGCUGUCGUGAAGAACGUUGCGAGUAAGAACAUUGAGCUUAAGAAGCUGGUGUAUGUGUACCUGGUGAGGUACGCAGAGGAGCAGCAGGACCUGGCUUUGCUUUCCAUCAGCACCUUCCAGCGGGCCCUCAAGGACCCAAACCAGUUCAUCAGAGCCAGCGCACUGAGGGUUUUGUCCAGCAUCCGGGUCUCUAUAAUCGUCCCCAUCAUGAUGCUGGCCAUCAAGGAGUCAGCGGCUGACCUGUCCCCGUAUGUCAGGAAGACCUCCGCCCAUGCUAUCCAGAAGCUCUACAGCCUGGAUCCAGACCAGAAAGAGCAGCUGAUCGAAGUGAUAGAGAAACUAUUGAAAGACAAAAGCACACUGGUAGCCGGCAGUGUGGUGAUGGCUUUUGAGGAAGUGUGUCCGGAUCGUAUCGACCUGAUCCAUAAGAACUACAGGAAGCUGUGUAACCUGUUGGUGGACGUGGAGGAGUGGGGACAGGUGGUCAUCAUCUCCAUGCUGACGCGCUACGCCAGGACGCAGUUUAUCAGUCCCUGGAAGGAUGGGGCCAUGUUUGAUGAGAACGAGAAGGCGUUUUAUGACUCCGACUCUGAAGAGAAGAAAGACGAGACAGAGGCCAAACCGUACAUCAUGGAUCCAGAUCACAGGCUGCUGCUCAGGAACACUAAACCUCUGCUGCAGAGCAGGAACACCGCUGUGGUGAUGUCAGUCGCUCAGCUCUAUUGGCAUUUGGCUCCUAAGCAUGAAGUCAGCAUUGUAACAAAGUCACUGGUUCGACUGCUAAGAAGCCACAGAGAGGUUCAGUACAUCGUGCUGCAGAAUAUCGCCACGAUGUCCAUCCAGAGGAAGGGGAUGUUUGAGCCCUACAUGAAGAGUUUCUAUGUGAGAUCGACAGAUGCCACUCACAUCAAAACACUAAAGUUGGAGAUCCUGACGAACCUGGCCAAUGAAGCAAACAUCUCUACUAUCCUGAGGGAGUUUCAGACCUAUGUGAAGAGCCAGGACAAGGCGUUUGCAGCAGCUACAAUCCAGGCCAUCGGCAGAUGUGCAACGAACAUCUCAGAGGUGACGGACACGUGUCUCAACGGUCUGGUGCUCCUGCUUUCAAACAGAGACGAGACAGUGGUGGCCGAGAGCGUGGUGGUGAUCAAGAAGCUGCUUCAGACUCAGCCCACCCAGCACUGCGAGAUCAUCCGACACAUGGCCAAGCUCUUCGACAACAUCACUGUCCCGAUGGCCCGAGCCAGCAUCCUGUGGCUGAUGGGAGAGUACUGUGAGCGGGUGCCCAAAAUCGCACCUGAUGUCCUCCGUAAGAUGGCGAAAUCUUUCACAGCGGAGGAGGACAUCGUGAAGCUGCAGACGGUCAACCUGGCAGCCAAACUUUACCUCACCAACUCCAAACAGACCAAGCUGCUGACCCAGUACAUCCUGAACCUCGGCAAGUACGACCAAAACUACGACAUCAGAGACCGCACGCGCUUCAUACGGCAGCUGAUAGUGCCCAACGAGAAGAGCGGCGCCCUCAACAAGUAUGCGCGACGCAUCCUGCUGGCCCCCAAACCAGCGCCGGUGCUCCAGUCUGCCUUCAAAGAUCGAGACCGCUUCCAGCUGGGCACGCUCUCUCACAGUCUGAACACCAAAGCAUCGGGAUACCAGGAGCUCUCAGACUGGCCUGAAGUCGCUCCUGACCAAUCAGAGAGGAACGUGGAGGUCAUUGAGCCGAUCAAAGAGUGGACACCGAUAGUCGGGAAAUGGGAAACCAAGAAAACCAAAUCUGAUGAGAAGUUCUACUCGGACGAUGAAGAGGAGAAAGAAGAGGAAGGAUCAGAGAGCAGCGGGAGUGAGGACAGCAGCAGCAGCAGCAGCAGCAGCAGUGAAGAGUCGGGCAGCGAGAGCGAGGAGGAAAGCAGCGAGGAGUCCGAAAAGACCUCCACUGAUUCUGGACAGAGCUCCAGUGGAUCCGAAAAGAGCUCCAGCGAGUCGGAUUCAGACCAGAAGAAGAAGAAGACCAAGAAGAAGACCAAGAAGGCACCACAGAAGAAGAGCAAGCCCACUGCUGCUGACAGUGACUCAGAUGAAAACGGUAACGGACCUGUGGCCCAGGCCAGCAGCUCGUCAGCCGAAAGCUCGUCCGGCUCAGAGUCGGACUCUGAAGACGACUCGGACUCGGACUCAGUCGCACCGCAGAAGAAGAAGAGCGAUGCCAAGUCCAAACCCAAGGUGGAAGUGAAGUCAAAGAAGGAAGUUUCCUUAUUGGAUCUGGAUGACUUUUCUCCUGCACCCACAAACGCGCCAAAGUCUACAGUGGUCUCUUCGAGCCUGCUGUCUGACCUUGAGGGCCUCUCCCUCUCCAACGUCUCCUCCACCAUGCAGGUCACCACUCCGUCUUUCUGCCCCAUGAAAACCUACGAGCUGCUUCACCAUAUGAGCGGAAAAGGCCUGUCAGCCAAGUACCAUUUCCCCAGACAGCCCUGUUUGUACGAGCCCAGUAUGGUGUCUGUACAGGUCAUACUGACCAACGGCUCGGACCACUGCUUAGAGGAGAUCCACAUAGGAGACCGCAGCCCAGGGAGCCUCAGUAUCCACUGCUUCAACACCAUCGAGCGGCUGGAGCAAGAGGCCUCGGUGACGGUUUCCAUGGGUAUUGACUUCAGCGACUCGACGCAAGCAGCCAACUUCCAGUUAUGCACAAAGGAGAACCAGUUCAGUGUGUCCAUCCAGCCUGCUGUAGGAGAGCUGCUAAUGCCGAGCAGCCUGAAUGAACAAGACUUCUGCAAGGAGCAAGGUAAGCUCCUGGGCAUGAACGAGACCUCUGCAACCAUCGCCAUGGCAACAGCAAACUCCUCCAGUCAGGCCAUCAACAAGCACAUCCUGUCUGUAGCCAACGUCGGGCAGGUUUCAUCCAGCCAGAACAACUUUCACAGGUUUGCCGGGCGGACGGUGAGCAGCGGCGCUCUGGUGUUGGUGUCGCUGGAGCUGAAGGAGUCGUCCACCGCCCUCCUCACCAUCAACACAGACAAAAGCGUCAUGGCGUCCAUGUUGCUCCGAGACCUCAAACAAGCUCUAGCCCAGGCGUAGACAUCCCCGACCCCUCCUCCUCCUCCUCCUCCUUCCUCCCUUCCUCCACUAGUAAAGGUAAAGGGGAGCAGCACUUACUUAAAGUUUUCACAGACUUUAUUUCUAUGGUUGAGGACAAUUCAGGACAAAUGAUUGAGGUUCAGUGAACUGGAGACACUGUUCAGAGUAUUCAUGUAGCGUUUCAUGUUUUUCCAAUCACUGCUUUUUUUUCAGAUGAUUGUCCUGAACGACAGGAAUAACUCUGUGAACGUUAAUCAAGUGUCUAUCCACGAUUUAAAACACAGAAGUUAUUAUGGACGUGAUAAGAAAGUUAAAAUGAUGUAAACUUCUCUCUGUCAAAUUAAACAUGACACCACUGCAUCAUAAAUUCAGACGGUCAUUCACCUCAGCGUUUACUUGUUGAUCCCAUUAUGACCUUGACGAAGCACGAUUGUGUUCAAACAUCUGUACAUACGUCAUGUGAGAAAGCCAACAUUACUCAAAGUACAACAGGCCAAAUAGUCUGUACUUUCCUACUACAGGAAACGAGGGCCUGACCGAUAUUUGAUUUUUGGGGCUGAUACCGAUAUUAGGGAGAGAAAAAAUUCCAAUGCCGAUAAUUUCAGCCGAUAUUGCUUUGAUCACUCAAAUGCUGUUUUCACUCACUUCAAGGAAAAGAUUUAUAAUUAAGAACAGGUUUUUUUUACAUUUGGACCGAGGUCUUUGUUGUCCAGAAUAAGAACAGUUCACUGAUACGCUCAUUUUAACUUAGAAAUGAACACUGAUAAAAAUAAAUAAUGAACUUAAAUUGAAUACACCAAGUAAUACCGACUUAUAUCGGAGAUAAAAUAAGCCGAUAACGAUCGUCAUGUCAUGUGCUCAUAUCGGCAGAUAUAAUCGGCCGGCUGAUUUAUCGGUCGGGCUCUACACGGCGCUCCACAAAACAAUCGAUGUUUGACUUAAUUUCAUCCUUCUCACUACCCCUACCUACGAGAGUUCUCAAAAAUAAAGAUAUUUAACAGGUGACUUCUUCAUUGCCCCUCCCCAUUUCUCCUCCUCUUUCCCUCUCCAUCUCUCUUCCUGCUGUAGAUUUCCACUCCAGUGUUUCCACUUCCCCCAAAGUCCCAUCUCGUAAAGUGCCUUCUACAAGAGAAAAUAAUGUAAUGUAGAAAACCAAACGUAUUCAUUAGAUUAAAAUCAACAAGGUCUUUUUAUCUGUAUCGCUUUAUGCUGAACAAUAAAAAGUGAAUUUAUUAUAACAGA
This is a messenger RNA of Labrus bergylta (ballan wrasse), 4837 nucleotides long. RefSeq names its product adaptor related protein complex 3 subunit beta 1a (gene ap3b1a). The record is from RefSeq and is a predicted model, not a curated record. Lineage: Eukaryota; Metazoa; Chordata; Actinopteri; Labriformes; Labridae. Gene Ontology annotation, cellular component: membrane coat; clathrin adaptor complex; AP-3 adaptor complex. Gene Ontology annotation, biological process: vesicle-mediated transport; anterograde synaptic vesicle transport; intracellular protein transport.